AAUCCCCAAAUCCGAACCAAACGUGGAGAAUUACAGACCUAGUACAUAACCUGCUUCUUGCUCCUUAAUCAUCAGCAGUAAUAAUAAUAAUACUAAACUACUCGUAGUAGAGUAGAGGAGCAUCACUGUAUCUUUUUCAUCCCAAAAAAAAAAAAAAAAAAAGUAGAAAUUGAAGGAUGUCACUGGGGGAGUCUAAUGGAGUUCAUGGCCUCGGAUCAAGCUUCCUAGAAGAUGGUACGCCUAUGUACAACCUUAUGAUGCCGCCGCCGGUUUCCUCUUCCCCCUCCUCUUACCAGCUCCCCGCCGGAGGAGAACCGCCGCUGAUCACUUCAGCUCAGCCUUCCCUGAACCCUAGCGCGCCGGAACCAGCGGUUAAGAAAAAGCGAGGGAGGCCGCGGAAGUACGCUCCCGACGGCUCCGCCAACGCUGCGAUAAUAUCCCCGCCGCCGCCGCCGCCGCUGGCUGUGCAGUCUGCUGCCGGUGGAUCUUUGUCGCCCACCGGCGCGGCGGCGGCGGAGACCGCCGCCGCGUCUCCGAAGAAAAAGGGGAGGGGCAGACCUCCCGGUUCUGGGCGAAAGAACCAAAUGGCUGCUGCUUCUUUAGGAUCUGCAGGGGCAGGGUUCGGAUUUAAACCGCAUGUUGUCACGAUAAAAGCGGGAGAGGAUGUGCAGGCAAAAUUAAUGUCGUUUUCUCAGAAUACCUCGCAAGCCAUCUGUAUUCUGUCAGCAAACGGUGCCAUAUCUAAUGUAACACUUCGCCAAGCAGCAACGUCUGGUGGGACUGUGACCUAUGAGACAUAUCCUCUCGUGGUUGAAGGGCAUUGGGUUAUUGCAUUGCACAAGGAGGUUCAUUAUUUUGAUGGUUGUACAGGGACGAUUCGAGAUCCUGUCUCUAUCGGGAUCCUUUCUACUCUCGGAACUGGGUGGUCAGCGCAGCAGAACGGGUGGUUUGAGCGUGUCCCUAGCCGGACCAGAUGGUCACGUUUUAGGCGGUUGCGUUGCAGGUCUUCUAACCGCUGCAUCUCCCGUUCAGGUUAUUGUUGGAAGUUUCAGCAUUGAAGUUCAUCAACAGCAAGCAGGCAAUUGUGAAGGGCUAGCCAGUCCAGGCAUGCUCAUUUCAGGAGGAGCCGCCAAAAGCCCACCUUCGCUCGGAACCCUAAGCGCGUCCAGUGGUGGCGGCCCCGUCAGCCCUCAUAACCACCACCUCGAAACUUCAAAUAGCAGUCCGUCUGGAAUCGCGAGCAUCCAGUGGAGGUAGAACAACUCAAAAUGUAACUCGGGAUCGCCCCCCGGCCCCGCCCUCCACCCCACCCCCUCCUAACUCUGUUCUAGGAAAACCUGUCAUCAUAAUUCUCUAGGAACCUUAGCAAUCUAGUUUAUUAUGUAGUAUGUAGGACUCAGCUUUGUGUGUGUGUGUAAUGAAGUGUGCAAUUUAGGUUAAGUGACACCUUACAACUGCCUGUGUGAUUUGCAUUUUACAAUGUCAAACCACUUAUAUGUUGUUAUAUGCUAUUUUUGUUUCUUUAUAA
This is a messenger RNA of Ipomoea nil (Japanese morning glory), 1528 nucleotides long. RefSeq names its product AT-hook motif nuclear-localized protein 10-like. NCBI's taxonomy places the organism in Eukaryota, Viridiplantae, Streptophyta, Magnoliopsida, Solanales, Convolvulaceae. The transcript is spliced from 5 exons. The coding region runs from base 177 to 1058 and encodes 293 amino acids. The record is from RefSeq and is a predicted model, not a curated record. Gene Ontology annotation, molecular function: minor groove of adenine-thymine-rich DNA binding.